Vicia villosa (hairy vetch) is the source of this 1862-nucleotide messenger RNA. Its product is annotated as probable pectinesterase 15. Gene Ontology annotation, molecular function: pectinesterase activity. Gene Ontology annotation, biological process: cell wall modification. The record is from RefSeq and is a predicted model, not a curated record. NCBI's taxonomy places the organism in Eukaryota, Viridiplantae, Streptophyta, Magnoliopsida, Fabales, Fabaceae. The coding region runs from base 498 to 1706 and encodes 402 amino acids. The transcript has 5 exons.
UCAAUGUGAAUACACCUUCCCUUAGUGUAGUGCAAUAGAACGAAGCACAUGGUGCAUUAGAAGAUAAGAAUCCAACUUCAAUCUCUAAUUAGAAUGAAACAUAAUAAUAGAAUGUUGACCAAAAUCUCCCACACCCACCGCCCUAAAAUGAAUGACAUAAAAAAACCUUCAUUUAGUUAUCUUCACCUUUUUCUAAUGUCAAUAUUUCUACAGUUACUUGGCGUCUCCAUUUUCCAAUCUAAUUAUUUACAACGUACCUUUAUCUUGCAACCAAAAUUCAUUAUUUUCAUAGAACCACACUUUUAAAAGUUGGCUUUUGCAAUUAACCCAUAACUUUCUUACCUCCUACUCCAAUCAUACAUCUCAACCACCCACACACCUUUUCACAUGCACAUAAUAUGUGCAUUCCUUCCUAGUCCAUGCACCAUCCCUUCAUUCAAAGCCCAUUUCUAAGUCCAAAAUACACGAAUAUACUAACCAAAUCCUAAAACUCAAACAUGAGAUUCAACAAAAUCCACUUUUGGCUAUCAAGCUUUGUCAUGUUUCUCAUUUCUAUUAUCAUUGUUCAUUACAGCACGCCACUUACCAACACCUAUAACACUACUAUUAAUAGUUCUCAAGGUAGUUUCGGUGUUCAACUUGGCAUAUUAAACAAGCUUAUAAAAUUAAAUGGUGUUCAAGAUUUCGUGUAUUUGGUGGUAUCAAGUAUUGCACAGCAUCAUCAUAGGGAGAAGCAUAAGGAAAAACGCGACCGGGUCGAAUGGACUUCUAAAUCAUUUUUAAAUUGUAAUGCGACCAUUGUUUUCACGGUUGAUUUAAAGGGUCAUGCUAACUUUAGUAGCAUUCAAAAAGCAGUUGAUGCUGUUCCUGAAUCUAGCUCUAAUACCACUCUCAUCAUAAUCAAUUCUGGUACAUACAGAGAGAAGAUAGCGGUUCAAGCCAACAAAACAAAUCUAAUACUACAAGGUCAAGGAUAUCUUAAUACAAUCAUAGAAUGGAAUGACACUUCAAAUUCCACUGGUGGGACUUCCUUUAGUUACUCAUUUGCAGUCUUUGCUUCUAAGUUCUCUGCUUACAACAUUAGCUUUAAGAACACUUCUCCUCCACCUUCACCAGGAGAGGUUGGAGCACAGGCAGUAGCGCUGAGAGUUACCGGUGAUCAAGCGGCAUUCUAUGGCUGCGGUUUUUAUGGCGCGCAGGACACACUCAAUGAUGACAUGGGAAGACAUUAUUUUAAGGAAUGUUUCAUUCAAGGAUCCAUUGAUUUCAUAUUUGGAAAUGCUAGAUCACUUUACGAGGAUUGCACCAUAAACUCAAUAGCAAAACAAGAUUUAGGUGGUGUUGACGGGUCUAUCACGGCGCAAGGAAGACAAUCAUUAGAGGAACAAACAGGAUUUUCGUUUGUGAAUUGCAACAUUGUUGGAAGUGGAAAAGUGUGGCUUGGAAGAGCUUGGGGACCAUUUGCCACAGUUGUUUUUUCAACAACAAACAUGUCUGAUGUGGUAGCUCCUGAGGGAUGGAACGAUUGGAAUGAUCCAUCUAGAGACCAGACUGUUUUCUUUGGAGAGUACCAUUGUACUGGAGUUGGAGCAAAUGAUACAUCUAGAGUCUCUUAUGCAAGACAACUCAGAGAUUGUGAAGCAAUUUCAUAUAUUAAUGUUUCAUAUAUUGAUGGAAAUGAUUGGCUUCUUAACUAUUUAACUUGAUUUUUUUAAUAAUAAAUUUAUAUGAUCAAUUUUAAUUUUGUUUUUGUCUCUCUUAUCAAUCAUGUUGUUUUUUUUCGUCUAUUCUAUUUGUUAACUUUCUAUUAGUUUAACUAACAUCUAUAUGUGGCUCUCCCUACUAAGUCUAACGCCAAUCAC